Lynx canadensis (Canada lynx) is the source of this 1977-nucleotide messenger RNA. Its product is annotated as S-adenosylmethionine decarboxylase proenzyme 1-like. The record is from RefSeq and is a predicted model, not a curated record. Lineage: Eukaryota; Metazoa; Chordata; Mammalia; Carnivora; Felidae. Gene Ontology annotation, molecular function: putrescine binding; adenosylmethionine decarboxylase activity. Gene Ontology annotation, cellular component: cytosol. Gene Ontology annotation, biological process: spermine biosynthetic process; spermidine biosynthetic process.
AUGGCUGACGACAUAGCUAGUGCUCACUCUACUCUCUUUAACGGGGAAACAGCGGACUACAGGAGACUGAACUGUAUCUGCCUCUAUUUCCAACAGGCUCAUUUGAUUUUCUGUGGUUGUUGGUUGUUUGCUAGUCUCACGGUGAUAGAAGCUGCACAGUUUUUCGAAGGGACUGAGAAGCUGCUGGAGGUUUGGUUCUCCAGGCAGCAAUCUGACUUAAACCAAAUAUCUGGGGAUCUUCGCACUAUCCCAAGAUCCGAGUGGGACAUACUUUUGAAGGAUGUGCAAUGUUCAAUUAUAAGUGUAACAACUGAUAAGCAGGAAGCUUAUGUACUCAGUGAGAGUAGCACGUUUGUCUCUAAGAGACGUUUCAUUUUGAAGACCUGUGGUACCACCCUCUUGCUGAAAAUGUUGGUUCCUCUGUUGAAACUUGCUAGGGAUUACAAUGGAUUUGACUCAAUUCAAAGCUUUUAUUCUCAUAAGAAUUUCACAAAGUCUUCUCAUCAAGGGUACCCACACUGGAAUUUCCAGGAAGAAAUAGAAUUUCUUAAUGCAGUUUUCCCAAAUGGAGCAGCAUAUUGUAUGGGACGUGUGAAUUCUGACUGUUGGUACUUGUAUACUUUGGAUUUUCCAGAGACUCAGGUAAUCAGUCAGCCAGAUCAGACCCUGGAAAUUCUGAUGAGUGAGCUUGACCCAGAAGUUAUGGACCAGUUCUACAUGAAAGAUGGUAUUACUGCAAAGGAUGUCACUUGUGAGAGUGGAAUUCGUGACGUGAUACCAGGUUCUGUCAUUGAUGCCACACUGUUCAAUCCUUGUGGGUAUUCGAUAAAUGGAAUGAAAUCGGAUAGAACUUAUUGGACUAUUCACAUCACUCCAGAGUCAGAAUUUUCUUAUGUUAGCUUUGAAACAAACUUAAGUCAGACCUCCUAUGAUGACCUGGUCAGGAAAGUUGUGGAAGUCUUCAAGCCAGGAAAAUUUGUGACCACCCUGUUUGUAAAUCAGAGUUCUAAAUGUUGCACAGUGCUUUCUUCACCCCAGAAGAUUGAAGGUUUUAAAUGUUUUGCUUGCCAGAGCAUUAUGUUCAAUGAUUACAAUUUUGUUUUUACCAGUUUUGCUAAGAAGCAUCAACAACAGCAGAGUUGAUAAGAACAAAUGCAAAAAGAGAACACACAUAGAAGGAGGUGGUGGCUGCUUUUUAGAUAUUGAUACCGGGAGCCAUGCUUUCCAUAACCACCACCUUGUAGCUGCAGAAAGCCCUAGAUGUAAUGAUAAUGUAAUCAUUUUGAAUUAUAUGCAUUAUUAUAUGAAGGAGUUAGAUAUCUUGCAUGAAUGCUCUCUUCUGUGUUUAGGUAUCCUAUGCCACUCUUGCUGUGAAAUUGAAGUGCAUGUAGAAGAAACUUUUUACUAUAUGAAACUUUACAACACUUGUGAAAACAAUUCAAUUUGGCUUACGCACAAUGUAAUAUUUCUCCAUGUAUCAUCCAAAAUUCCCCACAGACAAGGCUUUUUGUCCUCAUUAGGUGUUGGCCUCAGCCUAAUCAUCUGGGACUGUUCUAUUAAAUUGCUGCCAGGAUUUUACAUCCAUUUACCUCCACUUUCCAGAACAUAUUCUCUACUAAUAUUACUGAAACCAAUUUCUACUUCAUACAGUUGUUUUUUGCAACAGUGUUUAAAAUUUAUCUUCCAUGAGCCGAGUCCUCUUUAAGAAAUGAUUGCAGUUAUCCAUUUUGUGUAUUACUAUUUUAACAUUAUUGCUUCUUGUACCUGUACUUUUUUAAAAAUUGAUUUCAUUCCUUGACAUGGUGUCUUGCCUCCUGACCCCCUCUCAAUAAAGCAAUACACUGUUAAAAAAAAAAAAAAAGUGUUGAUAAAGAGCACUUUUUCCCCAUGGCUCUUUAAAUGGACUUGGUGUUGAUUUAUGAAAGAUAACCCUCUAUAAAGCUAAGGGCUUUGUGUGUGUAUAUGUGUGUUCUUAAU